CGGCGCAGGGACCGAGAUGCGCCGCCUGCGGUUCCGGCAGUUCCGGUACCAGGAGGCGGCGGGGCCGCGGGACGUUUGGCGGCGGCUGCGGGAGCUGUCGCAGGGCUGGUUACGGCCGGAGGUGCGGAGCAAGGAGCAGAUCAUGGAGCUGCUGGUGCUGGAGCAGUUCCUCAGCAUCCUCCCCGAGGAAAUCCAGAGCUGGGUCUGGGUGCGACACCCCGAAUCCUGCGCCCAAGCCGUGGCCUUGGCCGAGAGCUUCCAGCUGGGACAGGGGGAUCCCGACGGGGUUUGGGAGCAGCAGGUGACGGUGCGCGUGAAGGUAGAGGAGGUGGCCCCAGGGGACGUGGAGGACCCCGAAGUGGGUGGGAACCCACCAAGCCCCCCAUCAGAGUCACCCCAGCUCCCCUCCGGGGACAGCUGGCGGGAGGAGACGGCUCAGGGCAAAGUCAAGUUUGUCCCUGAGGAAGAGGAGCGGCACCUGCAGGAAGCAGGUCCCACCACAGCGAGCAGAGACCUAGAGGUGUCCGUUUUACAACUGCAAGACCCCCCACACCCACCCAGCACCCUCCAGGGUGUCCCAACAGCCGGGACCCCUGCCCGGAGAGGGACCCACCGGCAACAGACCCCACAGGAUCCCACCACCUUCCCACAGCCCCUCACCCAAAGCCCACCUGGACCGGCAGAGGAUGCCAGGAGCCCGGAGAAGCCCUGGGUGAAGCGGGAGCUGUCGGCGCAGGGGAAGGACCGUCCGUACCCCUGUGGCGAGUGCGGCAAGAGCUUCGGCCGGUUGACCCACCUGAAGACCCACCAGCGAACCCACACGGGCGUGAAGCCCUACGCCUGCGGGGCUUGCGGCAAGAGCUUCGGCCACCUCUCCACCCUCACCACCCACCAGCGGCUGCACACGGGCGAGCGUCCCUACGCCUGCGGCUCCUGCGGCAAGACCUUCACCAACCCCUCGGACCUCAACAAGCACCAACGGUCGCACACGGGCGAGCGGCCCUACCCCUGCGCCGCCUGCGGCAAACGCUUCAGCCAACAGUCCAACCUCACCAUGCACCAGCGGAGCCACACCGAGGAGCGGCCCUACCCCUGCGGUGCCUGCGGCAAGAGCUUCAAGUACUUGGCGGACCUGACGGUGCACGAGCGCUCGCACACGGGCGAGAGACCUUUUCCCUGUCCCCACUGCGGGAAGAGUUUCAGCAACAAGUCCUCCCUGGCCCGGCACACGCGCAUCCACGCCCGGGCGGCUGCCAGGGACAAGUGAUGGGGUUUGGUGACGGGGAGGAUGAGGAGGCGGCGCAGGGUGGCCACCACGGGGGGAUGGUUGAGGCUGGGUGGGUGGGAUGGAGGUGGGGGACCCCUUGGGUGGCCGGUGGUGGUUUCCUUGCCGGCCAGCACCACGCAGCUGCUGCGGGUGGGCUGAUUUGCCCAGAGGAGAUGCAACACGGUGAUGAGUUGGUGCUUGAUGUCCCCCACAUGCCCAGUGGCUCCAGGACGUGGCUCACUGGUCCCAGGGAUGUGACAUGGAUGGGGAUGAAGAUGAGCUGAUGACUGAUGGCCCCCACGAGCCUGGGGACUCCAGGACGCUGUGUCCUAGAGGUGUAACACAGCUGGGGAUGAAGAAGAGCUGAUGGUUGAUGUCCCCACGAGCCUGGUGGCACCAGGACGUGGCUGCCUGCUCCCGGAGGAGCAACAUGGACGGGGAUGAAGAUGAACCGAUGGCUGGUGUCCCCCAAGAGCCUGGGGGCUCCCUGGUCCUUCACCCGUCUCUAGGCACAUCCACCUCCCCUCACCCCAACCCCGCCACUGGGAC
Molecule: messenger RNA, 1816 nt
Organism: Athene cunicularia (burrowing owl)
Lineage: Eukaryota; Metazoa; Chordata; Aves; Strigiformes; Strigidae
Product: zinc finger protein 397-like
Exons: 4
Coding region: 17-1267 (416 amino acids)
Biological process (GO): regulation of transcription by RNA polymerase II
Cellular component (GO): nucleus
Molecular function (GO): DNA-binding transcription factor activity, RNA polymerase II-specific; RNA polymerase II transcription regulatory region sequence-specific DNA binding
Source: RefSeq, a predicted model, not a curated record